Messenger RNA from Bradysia coprophila, 2559 nucleotides. RefSeq names its product calcium binding protein Mo25. The record is from RefSeq and is a predicted model, not a curated record. NCBI's taxonomy places the organism in Eukaryota, Metazoa, Arthropoda, Insecta, Diptera, Sciaridae. Gene Ontology annotation, biological process: intracellular signal transduction. Gene Ontology annotation, molecular function: protein serine/threonine kinase activator activity.
CUAUCAAAAUCGUACAUUAAUCGCACUCAUCGCACCAUCGUCUGCAAAAUAGAAAACGUAAAAAAUUAAAGAGAAGAAACACUUUUUAUAAAAACACUUUUUACUAAUGGUUUAACAUCGAAUAAAUCAUAAAAUUGAGUGUAAAGUGUUUGUUCAACAAUAGCCCAAAGCAAUUAGAUUAUUUUCAGUGUCAAAAGUGAUUUUGUGAGUGUUUAUCGUCGUAGAAAUACGGAAUUAUUUUUGGAUUGAAAAUUACAAGAAACGAGAACACCACAAGUCGAAAAGAUAUAUUUUCUUUCGAUCUAAGACCGAAUCGCACGUCGUUUCUCUACUUUUGUUUUUUUUUUUUUUAACUCUGUUUACAAAGUCGAAGAAUAAUAUAAUUGAGUGGUGUGUUGUGCGAUAACUCGAACAUUGUUUUAAGCUGUCAGUCACACAUAGUGUCAAAAUCUUUAAAAGGACAAUAGAUCAUCAUCUCUACACGUUAUACUUUCUAAUUUUCUAAUUUGAAUUUAGAAAUAUUCCACAACAAACAGUCGAUAAAUUCAAAUAAUCAACAAAUUCGCCAUUCACGAUCAAAUUGUCGUCCCUAUUUUAAAUUUCAUCAAAUCGACGGAUCUCUUCCAAUCAGUACAAUGCCUCUAUUUGGAAAAUCAACGAAAAGUCCGGCUGAAUUAGUGAAGGCAUUGAAGGAGGCUGUCAAUUCGUUGGAACGAGGUGACAAAAAGGCUGAAAAGGCUCAGGAAGAUGUCAGCAAGAAUUUGGUGUUAAUCAAAAAUAUGCUGUACGGUACAUCAGAUGCUGAACCACAGACGGACUAUGUAGUGGCACAAUUAUCGCAAGAAUUGUACAAUAGCAAUUUAUUAUUACUACUCAUACAGAAUUUAAACAGAAUCGAUUUCGAGGGUAAAAAAGAUGUAGCACAAGUGUUCAAUAAUGUACUUAGACGACAGAUUGGCACCAGAUCGCCAACAGUUGAAUACAUAUGCACCAAACCAGAAAUAUUAUUCACAUUAAUAGCUGGAUAUGAGCAUCAAGAAAUUGCUUUAAAUUGUGGUACAAUGUUACGUGAAUGUGCCCGGUAUGAAGCGCUAGCCAAAAUUAUGUUACACUCGGAAGAGUUUUUCAAUUUUUUUCGAUACGUUGAAGUCUCUACAUUUGAUAUUGCAUCGGAUGCAUUUUCCACUUUUAAGGAGCUGCUGACUCGUCACAAAAUCUUAUGUGCCGAAUUUUUGGAAGCGAAUUACGAUAAGGUUUUUACACACUAUCAACGACUGUUAAAUUCGGAAAAUUAUGUGACACGUAGACAGAGCUUAAAAUUAUUGGGUGAAUUGUUAUUGGAUCGGCAUAAUUUCACUGUUAUGACAAAGUACAUAUCAAAUCCGGAUAAUUUAAAACUCAUGAUGAAUAUGCUGAAGGAGAAAUCGAGAAAUAUUCAAUUUGAAGCGUUUCACGUGUUUAAAGUAUUUGUGGCCAAUCCAAACAAACCAAAACCAAUAUUGGACAUCCUGUUACGCAAUCAAGAGAAACUAAUCGAUUUCCUAACCAAAUUCCACACCGAUCGAUCUGAGGAUGAACAGUUUAACGAUGAAAAAGCCUAUUUAAUCAAACAGAUUAAAGAACUCAAGCCGGCUGCCGAGCAAUAGUGAUGAUAAACUUUCGUAUAUAUAAAACAACACAUUUAAUAAAAAAAAAAACGUAUAAAAAAGAAUGAACCCCCUUCCGCUAACUCUCCCGAUAAAGAGAAUAGGAUAAAGUAUCGUUUAUCCAUAGAGAGAGAGAGAGAAAGUGAUAGAGAAGAGAAAAACUUUGGAAAUGGAGAGGAAAAAUGUAAACCACAACCAACAAACAGCAACAACAAAAUCAACAACAAUUUCAAAAUUACUUUAGGAACGCAUCAUUAAAAAUAUUUAAAAGAAAAACAAAGAAAUAUUCUAAAAUAUUCUUCAUUUAACUAGUAAAAAUACAAAUUAUCGACAAGAAAAAAAAGGAAGCAAAGGAAUGUUACUUACAAAGAAAUUCAUUUAAUGUAAUAUGCAAACCAGUCGCUUGUAACAAUUUCAAGACACCUCCAUGAUGUUUCUUUUUUUGUCAGACUGAUAAAAUUUUGAAGAGAGAGUUAAAUUGCAGAACAUUUUUAUUUUGAAUUGGAAAUUAACAGAAGAAUAUGGAAGAAAAUCUAUCUGCAAAGAUACCAUCCCGAUUAUGUAAAUAAAAUUAGGCCCAUGCAUAGAAACUAAGCGAAAAAACAGAAAAUAUUUAUUUGUUUUAUUUAAAGUGAAGUAAAAUGGCAAAAUUUGCCGAAUUAAAAAUAUUUUUUUAGAAUUUCAUGAGAAAAAAAAACCUUCAAAAUUUAAAUUUAGAAAAGAGAACGGGGAAAAUUUACUUGAAAUUAGGAAAACUUGGUGAUUGGAAAUUUAAAUUCAAAAUGUAAUCAAAAAAACAAUGAAAACGAAAUUAUUAAAAAAUAAAUAAAUUUGUCUCUAUUAGCUCAGACAUACUUUCUGAGAUGCUGUUAAAUAAAACAAAACAAAAAAAAACGUCUGAGCACGUUAUACA